Molecule: messenger RNA, 18770 nt
Organism: Nerophis lumbriciformis (worm pipefish)
Lineage: Eukaryota; Metazoa; Chordata; Actinopteri; Syngnathiformes; Syngnathidae
Molecular function (GO): RNA binding
Source: RefSeq, a predicted model, not a curated record
GAAGAAGAAAGAAGUCUUUGUAGCGCAACCGUCGGCAGCCAUCUUUGACACGUUCUAACCCAGAGCGAGCGUCGUGUUUGUGAGCUUUACAGCGUUUAGUGCUACUUUACAUACGUAGUCGGUAGUAAGGAUCGAUGUCUCGCUUUCAUAAUAACCGCGGCGGCAUGGGAAUGAAUCAAUUCCAGCCUCGCAGAGGUGGUGGAAUCGGUGGUCCGAUGCGCGGUGGUUUUAUCCCCCAAAUGAGGAACCACCCUUUCCAAAACCACCACCAAAGAGGACAGAACAACAACUUCAAUAGGUCGUCCAACCAUGGACAGCAGGCGACUCAUCAGAAGCCAUCGAUAAUCCCACCGCCGAGCCCCGGGCCUGCUCUCACCAUGCAAGGACCGAUGGAGAAGCAGCAGACACCCAACAAGCAGGAGCCGACGAAGCCGGCAACCCCUGCGACCGAGCCCAACAAUCAGCGCAAGGACGUAGCAUCGCCCCAGCUGAACCAGGCCAACAACAACCAGCAGCUUAAGUCACCUAAUGCAAAUGCUAACAGGCAGCAGCAAAAUCAAUUUGCGCUGACUAGUCCCAAGUCGGGGCCGCAGCAGGACCAGAAGGGAGCCCCGCAACAAAACCAGCAGGCCCAGAGGACAGGCCAACAACAAAAUCAACAGGCCCAGAGGACAGGCCAACAACAAAAUCAGCAGCAACAGAAGCAGACCCCAGGCCAGCAACAAAUUCAACAGAAGCAGACCCCAAGCCUACAACAAACUCCACCGAAGCAGACCCCAGGCCAGCAACAAAUUCAACCGAAGCAGACCCCAGGCCAGCAACAAAUUCCACCCAAGCAGACCCCAACUCAGCAACAAAUUCCACCCAAGCAGACCCCAACUCAGCAACAAAUUCCACCCAAGCAGACCCCAACUCAGCAACAAACUCAACCGAAGCAGACCCCAGGCCAUCAACAAACUCAACCAAAGCAGACCCCAGGCCAGCAACAAACUCAACCGAAGCAGAGCCCAAGUCAGCAACAAAUUCAACCGAAGCAGAGCCCAAGUCAGCAACAAAUUCAACCGAAGCAGAGCCCAAGUCAGCAACAAAUCCCGCCGAAGCAGAGCCCAAGUCAGCAACAAAUUCAACCCAAGCAGACCCCAAGUCAGCAACUAUUUCAACCGAACCAGACCCCAGGCCAGCAACAAAUUCAACAGAACCAGACCCCAGGCCAGCAACAAAUUCAACAGAACCAGACCCCAGGCCAGCAACAAAUUCAACAGAACCAGACCCCGGGCCAGCAACAAAUUCAACAGAACCAGACCCCGGGCCAGCAACAGAACCAGAGAAUGGAUCAACAGCAAAUCCAGAGGGGAGGCCCACAACAUGACCAGAGAAUGGAUCAACAGCAAAACCUGAGGGGAGGCCCACAACAGGACCAGAGGAUGGGUCAGCAGCAAAACCAACAGGACCAGAGAAUGGGUCAGCAGCAAAACCAACAGGACCAGAGAAUGGGUCAGCAACAAAACCAGAGGGGAGGCCCACAACAGGACCAGAGAAUGGGUCAGCAACAAAACCAGAGGGCCCCACACCAGGACCAGAGGAUGGGUCAGCAACAAAACCAGAGGGGGAGCCCACAACAGGACCAAAGGAUGGGUCAGCAACAAAACCAGAGGGGAGGCCUGCAACAGGACCAGAGGAUGGGUCAGCAUCAAAACCAGAGGGGAGGCCCGCAGCAGGACCAGAGGAUGGGUCAGCAUCAUAACCAGAGGGGAGGCCCACAACAGGACCAGAGGAUGGGUCAGCAACAAAACCAGAGGAGAGGCCCUCAACAGGACCAGAGGAUGGGUCAGCAACAAACCCAGAGGGGAGGCCCGCAACAGGACCAGAGAACCGGGCCUAAUCGCAGUCAAGACCAAGGAGAGGAGGCAGCGGGCAAAAGUUCGGAUGAAAGUCAAGCAAAGGAUUUUAAGGCGCCAUUGUCCAUGUUGCUAAAGCCUGGCGAGAAAACAUACACACAGCGAUGCCGUCUGUUCGUCGGCAAUCUUCCCAAUGACAUCACAGAGGAGCAUUUCAGGAAGCUUUUCGCCAAGUAUGGCGAGCCAAGUGAGGUCUUCAUUAACAAAGCCAAAGGCUUUGCUUUCAUUCGACUGGAGUCUCGUGCUUUGGCCGAGAUAGCAAAAGUGGAGCUUGAUGACACACCAAUGAAAGGCAGAACCCUCCGUGUACGGUUUGCCACACACUCUGCGGCUCUUUCCAUCAAGAACCUGUCACCCUAUGUUUCCAACGAGCUCCUGGAGGAGGCCUUCUCACAGUUCGGGUUGGUGGAAAGGGCCAUUGUCAUUGUUGACGACCGCGGGCGCUCCACCGGCAAGGGCAUUGUGGAGUUUGCUUCCAAGCCUGCGGCCAGGAAGGCCCUGGAUCGAUGCAACGAGGGCGUCUUUCUGCUCACCACGUCACCGAGGCCCAUAGUUGUGGAGCCCCUUGAGCAGUAUGAUGAUGAAGAUGGACUUCCUGAGAAAUUGGCACAGAAGAACCUCAGAUAUCAAGCAGAGCGCGAAGAACCUCCUCGCUUUGCCCGGCCAGGCACCUUUGAGUUCGAGUACUCUAAGCGUUGGAAGUCCCUUGACGAGAUGGAGAAGCAACAGAGGCAGCAAGUGGAGAAAAACAUGCGCGAGGCUCGUGAGAAGCUCGAGAGUGAGAUGGAGGAUGCCUACCAUGAGCACCAGGCCAACAUGAUCCGCCAAGAUCUGCUCAGGCGACAGGAGGAGCUGCGGCGCAUGGAAGAGAUGCACAGUCAGGAGAUGCAGAAGAGGAAGGAGAUUCAGUUAAGACAAGAGGAAGAGCGUCGCAGGAGGGAGGAGGAGAUGCUACGCAAGCGAGAGGUGGAAGAACAGUUGCGGCGUCAGCGUGAGGAGAACUAUAGGAUGAACAACUUCAUGGACAGGGAGAGAGAGAUGAGAAUGACUUCUUCUGGUGCACUGGGCAUGGGAGAUAUGUCCUUUACCACCGUCACCCAGAACUUCUCAUUGAGUGGAAUGGGAUUUGAGGGGCAGCAGUCAUCUCCAGGAUCCAUGAUGACCAACGAAAUGCGCACUGAGCGCUUCGGUCAGAGUGGUGCCAGAGGAAUUGCUUCGGGUAAUAACUCCAGUUACGGAAGGGUCCGCGAGGAAUUUGACAGUCCUGCUAAGAAAGCUCGUUUUUAAACGCUCUCCCUUUCUGCAGCGUUUGUAUAGUUUCUCCGAUAACAAGAUGACUCACAAUUUGUUUGUAUUUAAGUUCAGAAUGUUCCAAGUUUUAUUCUGACAUUUGAUUUAGUCAGUAUACUCAUUUUUUAUUUUCUAUUGUCAGUAGAGUAGAAAUGUAGGUUGCCCUUAAGCUCUAGUAGACCCCUAUGUAAUUCUUUUUCUAGCUGUAUUGUGUUGUGAUUCGUCGUGGAGUGUUAAUUGUAACUUUUCUUCCGAAUAAUGGCUGUGUUUGUGCCAUGCACUUGGCGUCCACACAUAUAUUACAAUAAAGACAAAUGGGUUCAAUCUGGCCAAACCUUUUUUGACAUUUAUAUUGCGUUGUUCAAAAACAACCAAGCUCCAGCAUAGGGUUGUUUUUUUGUUCCUUUGGGUUUUUUUCACAAAUAAAAAUGUGGCAAAUGUGGGAGGUACAUGACAUUAGAUCUAAAAAAGGGUCUAUACCCUGGGGAAUGGGCGUCCAUAUCCAUUUGUAAUACCUAACAAUCCACUUUUACUGAAAGAGCUCAUUCAUAUAGCUCAGGAAAUUGAGCGUAAAUUUGCCAUGUAAACAUUCUGUUAAUCUGUCCAGUUUUCCUAUAUUCCUGUUUUAUGUUGAGGAAAAAGUAAACUUUUGAGCUGGGCAUGCAGUGAUCACGUCAUUUGAUUGAUUUGAGUCAGUCUAAUGUCACACUGUCACACUGAACGGAUCAGCUGACAGCCGCAGCUUGACUUUAAAAGUCUGUUAUGUAGACGACAGAUUUUUAGGACCUUUUUAGCCAUUUGUGCUCUGAACGUUAAAGCUAAAAUAAAUGCUAACAACGGGUUAGCCUGGGUUAGGCUACAGGGUCACUUGAUCCUCCUUUUCCAAGCCCUCUUGCGGAGCUUGAUGUGCAACUCAAGGUCUGUUAUAUCGCAUCAACAGCAACGCAGACCUCAAAGCUAUGUUUGAUGGGCUUUUUUUCAUACACAAUUUCCAAUAUGUAGCCUUUCCUAUUUUUUCUUCCUGCAAAAGCCACAUGUAUUUUAAACGUGACCGCUGUUCCAGCUCCAACAACGAUCUUGAUGUCUCUUCAGACACACAAUAAUACACUUUUGCUAUUCAGGAAGCUAAAUGGCUAGUCAGCGAGAGUUGUGGUUGCUCACGUUCACAGAAUCACCACUACAAAGCAUUAGGUGCCUCACCCGGUCAUCCCAGACAAAGAGCUAUAGAAGGAAAAAGACGGUGAUGGGAGCAACGGCCUAGUGACUAAACAGAAGCCUAAUCCAGGCUUUAAUUUCGACUGAAUUUGUACUGCAUUUGGAAUAUCUAGUCUUACCAAAUUAAAAAUGUUAAUUGUUCCCAUGAACGCUGUAAAACAAGCACCAUCCAUCCAUGACCUGAAUUUGAACCUAAUUGGCAAUUGAUUUGUGUAUGCCCAGCUUUAUUGAUGUCAUUCAUUAUUGUUUAGGAGAUAAUUAUUUAACACCACAGCUGUUUACGUGAGUCCAAAAUGGAUGUUUUUCUGAAGCCAUUUUGAAUCCUUGGUAAUGAUUUUGAUGUUGGAUCUUAGAACUUAAAGACCGUAUUGCCAUACACACAGUCAAUCAAGAUACACUCUUUGCUUAUUUGUUGCAAACACAAAACUACUGUUUCCCCGUUUUUGGAAGCUUUGCUUUUUGACCAAGUCUCCAUGUACAGCACUCUUAUUACUUAUAAACUACAAACACAUGUUUUUCAAGGAUCUUGAUAUUUCUGAUGUAUAUCACUGGUUGGCUGUAGGUAGUCCAGAAGUUUUCCAGAGGAAAAAACAGUUUUAACCGGUUAAUGUUGCAGUUUGUCUGGAUUGCGCAAUAAGAAAAUGGCAGGACAGUAAAAGCAUAUUUUUUCUGCUUCUGAAUGUUUCAUUGUUUCAUUUGUGCUAUCAAUGUAUUUCUCCUUACUUGAGAUAGCAAAGUUUUCAGAUUCCUCUGCUGUGUUUACUAUGCCAUCUAUUUUUAAAUCGUCUUAAUUUUAGAGGUACAGAUAAUAUGAGGCUGAUUAUGACAUCAUAUUUGAGAAGUAAUGAUAAGCGGUAUUAUUAACACGGUAUUACCUGUUUUAAAUUUAAUUUAUUGAAAAACCAUCAGUGGGUCCUUUUCUAUCAAAAGCUCAGGAACUUAAGGUUCCUGGAACAAUUAGUUCCUGGAAGUAAAUACUCUUGUAGAAGUGUGUGGUUUGCGUUUCCACAACAUUUCACAGUUCAGGGUAGUUUAUACAAAUCAGGCUUAUGACGUAUAGAGGAGUGGUUUAGUAUAUUUCUACACUGAUGUCAUGUAAAUAAACAGACAAUAAUAAGUUAGUUAUUUUAUUAAAGGUAAGUAAAUGAAAUACAAAGCGAUAAAUACAAAACAAUAUGAUUUAUAUUUAAUAGAAAACAGUACCGAAUUGUUCAUAAAAAAGUCAGGGCUUUUGUUUGUGGGGUCCAAGUUGUCCUCUCAGUUAAUUAUGAGUGUCAGGCGAUUCUUUUUGGUCCAUUUUAGCUGUAAACAACAUUUAGAUAAAUGCCAGUGUGCAUUUCACAUUCACGUUCACUCGAGUUGAGACAAAUAACUACACAAAGUGAGUGUCACUGACUAGUUUUACAAAGUAAACAGUUAAUAUUUGAUGUAAUUUACCUUCCUUCCACUUGUGUAUUGCCUACUUUUUCCUAUUUCUCCAACAAAGUUUCAGAGUAGUAAGCAGCUGAGGUCGUUGCUCCGAGUCCAGCUUAAUACUGCUCCGUAAAUACUGUCCUCUUCUCGUAGAUUUGCACAUCAAAAUGAAAUUUAAAAAAAAAUGAAACAUUAAACUGCAUAGAGUUUAAAGACUACGGCUGAGUAAAAACACUGCAAGAUAGUUCCACUGAUCAGCAUUCUUCAGAACAAAGGUGCCCCACAAAACUUCCUGCAUGUCAAAAGUUCACUUCGUUCUUUUUUCUCUCCAUUGUCAAGUUUGUUGUAGUAGAAAUAGACAAGAAAUGGGAAAUAAACAAGUUGUCUAGCAUUCUGUAAUGGUGGCAAAAAUACAUUUUGGGAACACACCCAACUGUGUUAAACCAAUCAGCGUUCGACAGCACAGCCCACCUCCGAUAAGGUUCCAAGAACCUUCCAAAAGUCCCACCAAGCUGGCAGGAACUUAAAAAAAUAAAAAUUAAAAAAAGUUCCUAAAUAACUAAAUCUACCUGGGUAGUUUUUGGUGGAAACACAGGGGGAACUUUAUUUACCUGGGUAAAUAGGAAACUUCCUGUAAGAGUCUGUGGUGGAAGGGCCUAUUGUCAACUGCAUUUUGAUAAAUUCACAGACUGGCUAGCACCAGCUUGCUAGCAUAAAUGCUAAUGUAAGAACAAAAUAAAGUAAUAUCUUUACCCAUUAAGAAACACACCCCAAUCUAAACUAAUAUAAAGACAUUGCUGUCGAAACAGUUAAUGUAUUCAAUUGUGCACAUUAAACCUGCAAGCUGUGCCCUCAACACUGUGCUUGAGCGAUACAACACAGAUUAUUUUACGGUGCGUUCAAGGACUGCCGAAAAGAGGAGGAGGUCACAAUGUCUGCCAGAAAUAAUAAAUUAUACAUUUUAGUUGUUACGCUUAUUUCAUUUAACUAAUCUUAAUGUGCUGAAGUACAAACAAAUGCUUAGCCAUUAAAACAGAUACAAUGCUAAUACUAAAAAACCCUAACGUGCAACAUAAAAUAAAUACAAUACAUGCAAAAUAGUGGCUUAUUCUAAAAGUUUAUAUUUGUUUUAGUAAUUUAAAAAAAACGUGUUCAAAAUAUUUCAGUGUGUGCAAAAGCACUGUUUGAGCAUAUUCAACACUAUUUUAAUAACUGAUCAUUUUGGUCACAUUAAAUUUUCAUAUUGUUACAUUCCUACAUCAUACCAAUAACACAAUACCAAAAGAAAGCCCAGCUAAAGAAAAAAAUGUUUGAUGAGGCAAGAUUACCUAUAUUGUGCUGUAGGUGGGUUAGGGUGAGCAAAUCAAACACUUAUUUUCUCCUACCUCAGGUAUGUGAACUUGGCGAACUGCAGUAAACUUCUCUUGAGCUCACUUUAACCAAACAGGGUGUGAAUCGUGUGGGGCUUCUUCAAUUUUUCAGUGGAAGACAUUUUUUAUGCCAUUUGCACCAAAUGUUCUGCACACAUUCAGCAAGGAGGGGGAAACCCUCAGAUUUCCACACAUCAAACCUUAUCAACCACCAACAGUGAUUGGAGGCCAGCAAAGAUGCCUGUUCUGCUAAAGAUGAAACCCCAAAGCCAGGCACAAAGAAGUGUUCAUAAACUACAGUUAAAGCUAAAAAUAAUAGCUAUUAAGUUACUGGGUACCAGCCUUGGAGCAAGAAGUUCGCAGUAUUAGUAUCGUCUUGAAAAAAAAAUAGCUUCGGUAUUUCUUGAUACCAGUCACUAGUUGGCUGUAGGGAGGCGAAAAGUUCUCCAGAGGAAUAAUUAAUCCAAACAUGUUGACAUUGCCAAGUUAGGUCCUUGUUGCUUGAUAGGAACAUUGCUGGACUGUAAAAGCAUAUUUAUUUUCUUCUGCUUCUGAAUGCUUCAUUUAUUCUGACUUGGAUAGCAAAGUUGUAAGAUUCUUCUGCUGUCCCUAUUAGACUAUUCAUGGUAUAGUCAUGAAUAUUCUUAGUAUAUUGGUAAAAGACAACCUGUGUGCUGUCAAAUAACAGCUAUGUAUUUUUUAUAAAAACACUUGGCAUUGUCCUCCUAUUUUGUUGGGUGAUUUAUUCCAGGUAGCGUUUUUUUUUGUUUGUUUUUUAAUUUAGUCCCCAGUUUUAAAAUAUGCACCAAACAUUGGAGUAAACCGGUAAAUAUUUUUUUAAUUAAACUGUACACUUGAAAUCAAGACCAGCAAAUGUCUUAUUUUUUUAGUGAAAUAGUUGUCUAGGCUGUCCCCUGAAAUGUUACUUGUGUGUUCUCUACAUUCUUUCCAAACAGGUUUGACCGACUAUAAAGAUGUUGGACUGUGGCGGAAGUAGUUUUUUAGUGUUGAUUCAUCAAUACUUAUUUGCAAACGCUAUUUAAACAUCAGCAAGAUGUGAUGUUAGUUUGUGAGACGCUGCAUUUGGCUAUGAAGUCUGUGUAGCACCAAUGGAAGGUUGGUAGGUAACGACCGCACAAACAACUUGCAUGACAAAUAUGUGUACAUUGUUGUUGAAUACUCAAAUUUAAAUAUUUUUGGUAAAAAGCUUUGAUAGAAUUGGGACUACCUGCAUGCCCACACUCUUAGAACAUUUAAAAGCUGCCUUGUAAAAGCUUUACUUUUACUAUUGAUAGUGUAAACUUUUUUAGAACAAGUGAUGAGGAAUAAUUGAAUUUUGUCCAUUUCGAUUGAUCAGCCUUGUUUGGUAAUUUUAAUUCCACAGUAGCAAAUCUCUACUGGCUAAACACAAGUGCUAAAUGUCAAACGCCUAUAUGUUUUAGUCCAGUUUUACGUUGAAGCAGGAUCACUAUUCACGUAAUCUGCCUUCUAAGACUGUCUGUGGAGUUUGAAUUGAACCUGAAAUGAACGUCAAGACUUCGACAUACCGGUAGUUCUUAUUAAUUACUUGCAGUGCUAGUAGAUAAUUAAAUGUGUUUAAAGUACAGUUGAACUGGUUUGUGUCAACUUGUUGGUCAACCGACUUGGAUCCUGGUUCUCUGUGUUUUUCUUAAAGUAUCCGCUUAAACCGAUGUCAAUGUGCAUGGUCGACUGCUUUUGUUAAAGUUUGACACCAAAAGGGUUCAUUUCUAUUAUAAAUUAGUCCAUAUAUGUUGAUGUGUUGUAGUAUAAACUUCCUCAUUGCUAUGCUGCAUGAGACAAAUGCAACACUAUUGUCAAAAGUUAUGCAGCAUUCAAACUUGCACACAGGGACCCCCUGUCAAAAUAAAACAAUGUGAGCUAUAGACUGCGCCAGUCCCAAUUUCCUAAUUGUAGAAUCCUUUAAACAAUCUAGAAUACAGAUAGUGAUCCGGAUCACCCCCAAAAUCUAAUGACUUGUUUCUUAACCCAUUUUCUAUAAGUGUCAAAAAUCCACCCAUAACUUUUUAUGCUAUGUUAAAAACCGACAAACUACUUUAGUUUAAAAUUCUAUUGUAAGCCAUUUACCUCAUGUCUCCGACCAAAGUCGGAAGUAAAUGCGUAAGCAGUGGCUGUUUUCGGUUGUGUAAGGGUCCCACUGUAGGCAGGCAAUGUACUUUGCCCUAUUCUUGUAUAGUAACAGUUGGCACGCUAUGACAUGCUAUAGUUCUUUAAUCUACAUUACUUUUUGUAAAAUAAAUCCAAUGACCGUUUUUAUUGAAUAGCCUUUGACCCAAGUGUACGCUUAAAAAGCUGAAUGUUGUCUGUGGUGUGCAAUUUGUUUUCUUUAACAGGUUUGUCCAUCUUUAAAGGUGACAAGGAACAUGCCAAACCAAGAACUUAGGUCUGUGGUAACCUUGGAUCAGUAGUUUGUGGUUAGCACUUGUUGGAGUGGUUUGGAUGAUGAAAAGGUAUGACGACCUCAUUUUCUCAUGUGAAAGAUGUGAUGUGGUUGCUUUGAAGCCAAGCCUGUAGUUCGGAUGAUGGAUGAUGUGAAACGGUUCUUUUUUUUCUCUAAUCUGUAGCAGUACCAGGAAUUUUAACAAUAUGUAGAUUUAAAUCAAUAUACAGUGGAAACUGACAGAUGGCCAACCUUUGAAGCACCAGUAGAGUGGAAAACAUGUUGACUUUAUAUGCUUAAUUGUUUCAUUGUAUCCAUCAAACCAUAUCCAAUUGAUUUUAGCAAUCUGCAAAGUAUGUGAAAACACAAUUUAAACAUCACAAAAUGCCAUAAAUUUAAGUCAGCCAUUUUGAAUGUUCCGCUCUGAAUAUCUUCGGCUAUUUUCCGAGAUUGACGUCAGAGUAGUAAUGCUUUUGCACUCGGACCAUGUUAUCAGAUCAGUCAUACUGGAAAUAUGCAAAAAUUAGAAAGAGAUGUUCUAUCACUCACGAUCCCUAUAUAAGACAUGAACACACAGUCCUAAAUAAAUACAUAAAGUCCGCUAACAAUAGUCUUAUGUGGUCUCUGUUUCGCCCACAAAACUCUUAAUUAUUCAAAACCGACAAACACUAUAUUUACAUCUCGUGACCUGAAUAAUUAACCAAAUAUUAGUAAUGUUACUAUAAGCGCCAACGCAGACAAAGUAUUUUUAGUAUUGAUAACCGAGCGCUAACUAUAGUUUAUGCUGCACUGGACUCAAGGAGAGACUUAAAUGUACCGUAUUUUUUGGAGUAUAAGUCGCACCGGAGUAUAAGUCGCACCUGCCGAAAAUGCAUAAUAAAGAAGGAAAAAAAACAUAAGUUGCACUGGAGCCGGCCAAACUAUGAAAAAAACUGCGACUUAUAGACCGAAAAAUACGGUAGUUAUAAAAUGAAACUGAAGAUGGCAGGAAUGCAACAUACAUGGAUGCGAACUGCCGUAAAACUAAUAAAAAAGAAGCUCAUGCAACAUUGAGCCUUUCUCAUCCGGAUAUUAAGAGGAUUUACCCAUGAAUCUAGAAGUUGUUCAUCUGUGACAUUCAUUUUAUACCAGGUGUUGAAGACAAACAUACCAUAACAGAAGACCAUGUCAGCAGCAAUUUUUGUAACCCUUCGUCGUGUGGAUUACAAUUAUUCAUCCCAACAGGAAGAUAUGGACACCCUUGACAUUCAGUUUAUACCCAGUGUUGGAGACAAACAUACUAUAACAGAAGAGAGCGUCCGUAGCAACUUUUUUAACCCUUCGUCGUGUGGAUAAAUAUGAAUUGUUCAUCCAGACGGGAAGAUAUGGACGUCCUAUCAGUCACAGUGAGAGCAGACAUCGUACAAUAAGCAAUCGUUUUAUUAUGUUUGUACCGGUAGUUUGUAUUUCUUGUUUAGCACAUUGCAAUACUGUUACAUGAUGCUAAGUGUUUCACUGAAGCUGAAUCUGUUUAGCAGAGUUUCUAAAACUUGUAGUUCAUUCUUUUUAUCUUCAGGAUAAUAAAAAUAUAUGGUUCUGGGCCAUUUUUUCACAAGUAGUUUGUUUUGACUCCCACAAAGUCUAUGAUUUGCAUUGUUGGUAGGGAAAAGGAUCUGCGGUUCCUAUGUCUGCCACGCGAUCACGUGACUGGUUAGCUCAUUAUCUCUCAAAAUGGCUCAGGAAUCUGAAAUUGAUACUAUUUAGAGCAUAUUUAUUCACCCGCAAACUGAAUCUUUUGGUGUCAUACAUCACACAUAUAUGCUAAUAGCUUCAAUAUAGAGGCAACUUGUUUUUCCACUCAACUGUUACUUUAAUUCUUGACUUUUCAGGGUAUUAGAAUCGAUUGCGACUGAAUCGUUCAGACUUUCUUUGAAGUAGGGAUACAUACUAAGUACAUUGGGUUUUUUUUUUGUAUUGUAGUUGGGUCAGUACAGGAGAAAAGAUCUAUUAAGAUUCUGGACAAAUGAUACAACUAUCAGCAAACAAUCAGUUCUGACACCACUGGCGACAGAGCACCAUUCACUUAAGGUGCCGCACUAAACAUAAUCAGUUACUCGAGUAGGCGCUGAUAAAUAAUUUGGUAAAAAUAAACCAAAAUAAAGAGUCACAUUACCAGCUUAAUUUAAUACACAAAAUUAGUCCAGAUCAAUAAAUAUUCCCAACGCACAGGGCACAAAAAAUAAGUUUGUAAUACAAUAUUCCCUCCCAAAAGUCAAGCAAGGCAUUACUAAGAGUUCAGUGUCAGUUUGAAAGCCGCUGCUUAGCAUAGCACACCUUGCUUAAAUAUACGCCCCCCAACAUUCUAAUUGUAUAGUGAAAUAUAUAUCAUGUAAAGUCACGCCCUGUGCACAUGAAUGCCAUACAUAAAUAUUAUCCCCAGCUGAUUGUACUUGUGCAUUGCAGAAUCAUCUACUCUGUAAUGGAUCGGUGCGGCCAUUACAAGGUGACAUAGCAACUGCUUUGCACAUUGCACUGCAAACCUAGUUGACUUGUUUAAGGCAGGUUGAGAUAAGACUUCCCUGCUGUGAGAUGUUACACCUCUUGUGGUAAUAAACAAUUAUUUUUACAUCUUUUCACAUUUUUUAUUUACACAAUAUUACAUUUAGUGCUGAUAAAUAUCAGUAUCAAUAACAUUUUACCAAUAUACAUCCCUACUUGAAAGCCUCUCAUUUGAGCAGGCUUCAUCAGUUCAUGGUUUUUUAUUCAUCCUCUAGCAGGGGGAAACAAGAAUGAUUUGGCUCUAUUGUGGUGGAAAAAGAUACCAAGGAGAGACCUGCGAGCACAACAGUAGUUAUAUCGAAACACCCUCGUUGCUGUAUUGUAGCGCAAAACGACGGCUGUCAAGAGGCAAACAGCUUCUAAAACAAUCUCAACAGUCCAGUUGCAAUCGAUUCAAUGCCCUGAUAAUAUAGUGACCUGGAUGAAUGAAAAUAUUCACAGGCAUGACUAACUCAGGCUGGAUAAGACCUUUUUCUCAUUAACUAAAGAUAUAAAAUCAAUCCUUCAGUAAAAGUGUAUACAAUCUGUGUAUGUGUUAAGAAAAAACAGUCAGCAGUAUUUACUUGCUGUAACCUCUUGUCUUAACUCUUUGUGAGGCUGCUGUUCAUUGAAGUAAGUCAUCCAGAAAAACAGAAAAAGCAAGUUAUUUGAUCCACUGAAUGAAGUAUUGCAUUAUAUGCGGAUGUCUUGCAUAUGAAGUCUUGCAACUUUCUCAUAUUUUACCCGAAAUGUUUUGCUUGAAUUCCAAUUUGUACAACCUCUAGGUUAUUCCACUUUGGGCGUUCUUGAAUACAUGACAAAACAAUGUUUGAGACAUGCACCUUUUUAUAUGAAAUAUAUCCUGCGUUUGUCAUCCAUUCUGACUAGACAUCUAUUUCAACGCCAAAUUAAUGGUUGUGAAUAAUUUAGACAUUGUGGUAGACUUGCAGGUUACUGCCGAGUUAUUUUAUUGUUGAUCUUCACACAGACUUCAGUUCAUAAUGUAGUUAGACCACAGAUUUGGGAAGGAUUCCAAUUGUCCUCGUAAAUGUAAUGUAACAAAUAUGUUCUAAGGAUUCCAGAUCUACAAUUUUUGUUUUUUUAGAUUUCAUCAUUUUACACACAAGUCCAAAAAGAAGGUAUACAGAUAAUAUAGUUAGUAGUUUAGAAAAAAAUGUUGAAACAAAAUCUUGACCUGUAUGGCUGCUAACAGUAUGCCUCAUUAGUCCCCAAAGAAUGACAAUCUUAGAAAUAUGACCACCAAAUUUAGCUUCAGACACUUCUCGUAGGGCAUUUAAAAGCCAAAUUGUAAGUCCUCCUUACAAUUUACAAUGCCAACAUUGCUUCAGGCCCUGCAAGAUAGCACAAUGUUGCAGUAAUGCCAUUUAACAAAAAUUCUACCAAUUCACACACAUUAUGUGCAGUUUUUCAACUUUGUUUAAUCUUCGCAAUUUUACGGCACAUUUUUGGGCAAUCGUCAUUUUACACCCAUUGAAUUUGUCUUAUGAGCAGUGCUCGCCUUCACGUCAACUGCUAAACAACCAAAUGUGUUAACAUUAAACAGAUGGCGACUUGUUUUAAUGAUCCAGUGUUUCCCAUACAUUCGUUUACUUUUGUCGAGUGGCGAGCCGCCACAGGUAUAUUUUGCCAUCCUCCCUCAUUCAUUUUAUUGGACUGCGAAUGUAGCUUGUAGUUACAGCGCCGUACACUAGGCGUCAGUGCGCAUGUUCUCCCAGAGAAAAAGACAUGAGGAAAAAGGAAUCUUCGAAGAAAAUGUGACGGCGCAGUAAAAAAUCUCGACAUUUGCUGAAUUUGUUAAAUACGUUAAUACAUUUUGAGAUUUAUGGGCUCGACUGGUGUUCAUGUUCGUCCAAAAUACGAGACAACUAUCGGCGACAGUGGGGUGGGUCAUCGCGCUUGGACUAAGACCGGCUGAAAAGUACUGUUUAACGGGAAUGGCUUGACCUUUUGCUCAGCCAAGGCAACUUUAACUCCAGCCUACAAAUCCGCCACCAGCCACCAAGAGACAUCUAUUUGGGCAACAACACCUGUAGAUACAUUAUGCCCGUAAGUAAAAAUAAAUAUAUUGGUUUAUUUUGUUAAAUGUUUUUAAAACAUUAGAUAAUGUCAUGCGUUUUUUUAUAACCUGAACCAAAGUGUAUAUCCACACAAACAUUUUACAUUUUGCAAGUAUGCAAAUUACAUGAUUACAUCAUAUAUAAUCAUGCCUAUGUGCAAAUUAGGAAAUGUCCCCUUUGACAACCGACCGCCACAAGUCUAAUUAAUUCCUUUUGGAAACGGGUGAUCUUUUGCCGAUUUUGCCAUCUCUUUUACCAAUAAAGAUCAUUGCUAUAGACUGCAGUCAACAAUUCAUGUCUUUCAGUAAAACCGUGUGCAAACUGCGUGCAAUGUGUUGGAGCAUUAAAAUAAGUUUACAAUCAACAGGCUCUUAACUGUAUGACAUGCACAUAGAAUAUCAGCAACUUGCGGACAACAGAGCAGACGGGACAUUAAGGGAGCAUACAAUACAUUUGUCGCUGUGGUAUGGCCUGAAGGGGUUCAAUCAGAUGCCAAGGCAAGCCUUCGUUAAACCCGGGCAACCGCAGCGCUUCUAGUCCAUGCGACAACAUUCGAGCAACAGCAGCGUAACAUUCUGUAGCCAGUAAAGCCACGCGUUACAAAUAAAAGCUCUUUCAAUAAAGUUAGUGUUGAACCACAGUCAUGAAUUAAAAUGUGGGCAAUAUAGAACAUGUAACUGGGCCCAAAUGUACGGCCAGUAGAUCCGUUGUGUGAUACUGUAAUAGACACAAAAGCCGAAAACAGUGCCAAAGGGGCUGUUUGUACUUUGCUCACAGUUACAGUAACACCACCAGCUAUAAAGUCUCUAUUUUUCUGAUUUACUAAUUGAAUAAAGGUUGCUCGUAGCAGGCCCAGAGAAGCAACUAAUAAUUUGUUGUUACGAUAGACUAUAUUUAAUGAUUGCUAGUGUUAGCUUGCCAAAUUGCUUUCUUUAGCUGAUAACAUACAAAGUUAAUGCGAAAGCAUGUGUUACACACAGUCAUAGUUACAUCAUUACAUGCCUGAAGUCAUAAGAGGGUGGGUUAAAUGCCUUCAAAAGGUAUCUGCGUAAGGUUUGCAGACAUCCCGCCUAAUGUGACCACACUAAUGUGUAUCACACUUGAAACAUUGCUGAAAAAGUCGGAAGAGACCGCAUAUAUUUCGAAAAGGACUAAUUAUUGGUGUGUAAUGGACGUCUUGUAACGUCCUGGGGAGUUUAACUCACGAUGAAGAACUUGUAUUCUCCUUUUUCGGACCAAAUACUUGGUCCCCCUGUUGAACGAGCCCCGGAAUGCCUAUCCACCCUUAGCUGGGACCAAGCGCGGCCUGUUGUGUGUAUGUGUGUGUCAUGUCUUUGGCAAAGAGAGCUGCGUUAGCUGCAGUCAGCCAGCUAGCUUGUCAGAGACAGGCUGCCCCAGUCCAAGUCCCUGCAUUGGCUUACAUUGACCAUGAGUAGUUCUGCAGCAGUCAGUGGACAGUAAAGCACUGCAGCCAGAGGUAUGCUUACACGGAUCCCGUAAGGUAAGUGUUCAUCCAUGUUUAUCUUAUCAAGAUGCACAGUUCUCCCAUGACUUAACUUCUUUCUCUGUCCUCACUCAUGUCACGUCGCCCCCGAACGGUGACUCUUUUGAAGGGCUUCUGGCAUCACACUUGUCAAGAAUGGCAUCACAGUGCAGAUCCUCUUCACUCCUUGUGUGUGUACAUGACCAAGCUUUGUAGACUCUGCAGUGUGAGUGUGUGCGUGGAUGUAGUACUUUGCAUAUAUCUGCCUCACGGAGACAACGUAUGGGCGGCUGAGUCGCUGGUCAGCUUCCUCGACCAGGCGUAACAAAUUCCUUUGUGACUCAACCAUUGUCUUUUUGUGUAUAAAGUGCUUACUCAUAGUACAAUCAUUUUCAGUAACAAUACUCUCAACUUGGUGUCUGCUAGUACUCCUUUACUUCCCGGUGCUUAUAAUACAGAAAUAAGCAGGUCGUCUUUAAAUAACCAAAGGUCCUGUCGCAGUGUUCAUGUAAGUUCAGACGAGGAACCAGAAGACUAGAACCGUGCUGCUAAGCUCUGUUUCCGCCAAGCAAGGCCGUUGGUUACAAUACGCAAUUACUUGCUUUUGUCAGAACGAGAAGUAUAAAAAUAACUUGCCUUUCUGCGGCACUCUAAACGCACUUUUUCGUUGGCGUAUUAUCGGCAUUCUGCAAUAAUAAAGCAGAGUUAGAAGCCUUUUUGUUGCUUACUAACAGCCCACUUUGCUGAAUUUAUUGGUCACUGUGCUAUGAUUUUAUAAUCUCAUUAGGUUUUAGCUUUCAAAUCGACUGGACUGCUUCGCGGAAACAAAGCUACACCUGCACCCUAUAUGUGGUAUUUUUUUGUUCUUCUAUCAGCUGAUUUUUCUCCUGCACCCACAACAUGACUAGAUCGGUCUGUGUCCUGUGUAGUCUACUAUAGUCAUUGUCUUCACGUCCUGUACAGCUCUUGGUGGGAUUGAGGAAAUUACUAAAAUACUGUAGUACCUCAACUUACAAACUCCAUUGGUAGGACCGAGCUCGUAAUUCAAAACAUUUGUAUCGUAAUUCAAUGUCGACACUUAAAACCUUUUAUUUGAAAUCUAUUCAAUCCGUGUUUGGUACUGGCACCUCCAAACACCUGAAUUUGGACAUGUAAUAAGCAUUUUAAAAAGACAAAGAAAUUUUAUGAAGUAAUGUAGUAAUAAUAAUAAUACACAGCAUUUACCUUGGAAAUGAUUCAUGGAGAAGUAAAUUUCAUGUUGGUUGUUGGAUAUUCGCCUUUAGUUACAGCGGCAGUUUGCCUUCAUGGACUGCUUCUGUCGCUAAAACAAUCAGUAUCUUCUCCACCUUUUGGAUAUUAUCAGCUGGCGCUGCACCUAGGUUGGUCCCGACCGCAUAGCGGUGCUGUGGUCGAUGAGGGUUUGUUUCUUUGGUUCGGUGAGUGUUGCAGGGUUUGCUUUGGUAUUUUCUUCUUCAUGGUGGGCGCAUGCAACUUAAUCGUAACUCAAAUGAAUGCUCGCAACUUCAGGCAUAACAAAAAGCAGGGAUCUCAAAAUACUUGUAAAUUGAGGUACUUGUAAGUUGAGGUACAACUCGUGAAACAGAAAUGUCUACCACAGAAGCACUUCUGUGUUGUUGGGUUUGGAUGGCUCUAUCUGCAUCUAUUGAUUGAAACUCAUUAUUAACUUAUGGCAGGGACAUAUGUCACAUUUUGCUUUAGUUUUGCCUAAUAAUUCCAGGCAUAAAAUAGUUUUUCACUGUACCAGCGCCUUGACACAUACAUUUUUUCCAUUGAGAACUGAGUGAGCAUUUAAACAACCGUCAUGAUUGUGCAGCACAAAUACAUUUGUACUUGAGACAUUUUGUAGAUAUAUUGGGUGAGUUCAAGGACAAAGUGCUGCACUGGUGCACGACUGCACAACUUGAACCUGUUUGUGUUGUGUUUCCAUCUGGUUGUUUGGUUGUUGGGCAGUGUCCCAAUGACCCAUGUGUUCUGUUGUGUGGCCCCUGAAGGACCACGCUGCUCAGCAAUUGGUGCCCUUGAGGCAUUCCAUAUCAGUCAGUCUGCACUGUGAUCCAUUCCACUUCCUUUCUCAGCCCUCUUUGGUCGGACUACUUUUUUUUUUUUUUUUUUUUGCCGUGUCCUUUGACAACAUGAGUGUGAUGCCAGAACCACCCUUGCGGCCGCCAGUGGCCCUUCUCCAAAACGUCUGCAAGAGCGACGUUAGGGGGAAGCCUGGUCUUCCCUUACUCCUCCAAACAUCGAAAAUGCUCCAGUUGUGUUUGCUGUUUCACAAGUAACUGUUAACAGUAGUACUUUCCUGAGAAACAGAAGUACUUUCCUGAGAAGCAGGGAGUUCUAUGAAUGUUAUUAGUCAGGAAUUUGUCUUUGCAACUUGACAACAAAUGCACACCUUGUCUGCAGCUCUUCCACUCCAUGGUACACUUUUUGUACUUCACACUUCGCCCAGGUCACACUGCACCACUUCACUCUUUUGGAACGCGAAUCACCCGCGUCAACAUGUUUUUUCUUCCCCGCUGAUUUUAGGUACGUGCACUUUUGAAGCACAUUUUGUAGUACCCUUCCCACGCGAGACAUUAGGUUAAACCAACAUUCCUGCCAAAUUGUCGCCGCGGCGAUCCGAUAAUUCUGAAGGUGGUGUAGUGUGACGGUCUGACAUGAACGACAUUAACAGUUACUCUUUCGUAAUGCAUGUUCAUAUCAUAACCUUUUUUUUUUACACACACAGACACAUACAAGCCACACAAACACACACAUCAUGGUAAACCCAUAGAGGGGUGUCACUAUCAGGCUCUCACUGCGUGUCUCUUGCCACAGGAGCGUCCACCAGCUGAAGGAGGGUGACCGUCCUCGCUGCUCAGUUGCAUGAACGUGACCCUAAAACUGAUGGUUCAACAACAAUGGUGAUGCCCCGGAGGCCCUCCAUGUUUGUUUCCCGCGACGUGGAUGUCAAAUCGGACUGUGAUGCUUGCCAUGAUGCUGAAGAAGCACACCGGAGGAUGAGCAGUCUGUCUUACAGAUGAUGGAUUGAUGCUCUGAAAUGCCCAAAUAAAAAAGUAAACCUCA